UUGGUAGACCUUAAGGCUGAACUCUUCCAAAAACAAGAAGAAUUCAAACAAGAAAAACUUCUAAAGGAUUCUGGAGUUUUGGGAAAACCGAAAACAACUAAUAAGAAACCAAGUAUCUGGAGCAAACAGAAUGUAGGAGUUUCAAACAGAGCUGAGAAGGAUGUAGAACAGAAGACUGAGGAACAGAAGACUUUAGACAAAUCAAGGGAGAAAUUGGAAGAAAAAGCCAAAUUAUAUGAGAAAAUGACUAAAGCAGACUUUAUAGAUGAAGAAGUGGAGGAUAUGUACCUUGUGGAUUUCACACAGAAGAUCAUAGACAAACACAAAGAAAUGGAGGUGUUUGGUGCCAACAGAGAUUGUAGAAUGGCAGGAGAAAGAGACAAUGAUGAAGAAAAUCUUUCUGAGAAAGAUAUACCUCCUCCCCAGGACCCCAGUGAAGAAUGGGUGGAUUACGUGGAUUCUUUAGGGCGAUAUCGCCGCUGUAUGAAAAAGGAUUUGCCGCAUUUGUUGGAGAUGGAUAAAAAUCUUCAAGGGAGGCUUCAAGGUCCAAAAUGCAGACACAGGGAUAUUUUAUGGACAACAGAUCAGAGAACAAAACUAGAGAACAUAAAGGAGAAGCAAAAGUCUGUGUUAGAAGCAAGACUUGCUAAACUCUGACAAAAAAAGAUGAAGAAGUCAAAAGAAGAUGGAGCAGAGGAAGAAAACAAAGGUAUAUCAUGGCUCAUUGUGUCUGAACUUCGGAAGGAAAAACUUUAGUUCCGUUGAUGUCUCAACGAAUAGGACUGACAGUAUGGAAAUGAGCCACUUAGUUUUACUCUCUAAGCAAGCAAGGUGCCUUUGGGGUACUGCCAGGAGCAGGUUUUUAUAACCAAGUGGUACAUACAGAAUGACACUCCGAAGAAUCUUUUUAUAGACAAGAAUGUUAACAAACAGGACAUUGUGUUACUUCAUAGAAGGGCCUGGCUCAGUAACCAAGACUGAGCUGAGAGCAGAGACGUUUUAAGAUAUGAAGUUUAGUUUUACACACACAUUUUAGACUUGGUUUCUUUUGCUAUAGUUAUAAGUUUUUUGGUUAUUGUGCAUUAACUUGUUUCGAAGAAGAAAUGAAUUCACAGAGUCAGGUAAGGAAAGAAUUUAUGAGUAUAGACAGCUUCUGAAAGGACUGUCACAACACACGGCAACCACAUGGCAUGUCAUGUCCCUGCUGGCUUGCUGCUAGCUGCAUGACCCCCUCAUCUGGGCUACGCUGCCGUGACCGGGCCUCCCGCGUGGCCUGGCUCAAACCAGGUGGAAGUCUGUUUUCUGUUUUAAUGCCUUAGAGGUGGGUGGGUGUUGAGGCAGGUAGUAGUUCAGCCCCGAUGGUCACCCAGUCCCAGCUCCCUCCUGUUUUCCUGUUGCUGCCAUUCCUAGAGUGAUGCUCGACCUGCAGGGCGGAAGCUUGCUCCCUACCGCCUGUUCAUGGUCCAGCCGUAGGGAAGGGGGGAAAGCGGGGCGAGGGACCGGCUGCUCCUUUAUGAGUGUGAGUUGGAAGGCACACACAGCCGUGCAUUCACAGCAUGGCCUGUCUAGUGAGGUGGCCACCUCCCCAACUGAAACCGGGGGCGCUAGAGUCUCAAAAGGAAGCAGGGGGUGUGGCUGUCAGGAGCCUGUUAUACGAGCCUCUCCAGCUCUCAGAGAAGCCUCGUGCUAAGCCACCGGCCAUUUCUGAUUCUGAACAAAGCUUCAGUUUAGCUCUGAGAG
Messenger RNA from Hyaena hyaena (striped hyena), 1740 nucleotides. It is a transcript of the gene CCDC174, whose product is annotated as coiled-coil domain containing 174. The record is from RefSeq and is a predicted model, not a curated record. The transcript is spliced from 6 exons. NCBI's taxonomy places the organism in Eukaryota, Metazoa, Chordata, Mammalia, Carnivora, Hyaenidae. Gene Ontology annotation, cellular component: nucleus. The annotation marks the transcript as partial.